Messenger RNA from Helianthus annuus (common sunflower), 588 nucleotides. RefSeq lists its product as uncharacterized. Gene Ontology annotation, biological process: proteolysis. The coding region runs from base 1 to 588 and encodes 195 amino acids. The transcript has a single exon. The record is from RefSeq and is a predicted model, not a curated record. Lineage: Eukaryota; Viridiplantae; Streptophyta; Magnoliopsida; Asterales; Asteraceae. Gene Ontology annotation, molecular function: aspartic-type endopeptidase activity; zinc ion binding; nucleic acid binding.
AUGGUGGAUGCCAAGCCACCAAGUGUGAUAAAUGCGGGAAAAUGGGUCAUCGCACUAAAAAUUGAUGGAGUAACAACAAAGAAAAAAAAAAACAAAGGCAAGAAAGAUGGAGGCAAUGGUAAUAGAAAUGAACAAGGACAAAACCAAGGCUGUUUCAAUUGUGGUGAUAUGGGACACUUCAAGAAAGACUGUUCCAAAGAAAUCAAAGGCCACGGACGAGCCUUUGUGGUUGGAGCCAAAGAAGCGCAACAGGAUCCCAACGUAAUCACCGGUACGUUUCCUGUCAACGAUCAUUUCGCUUCUAUUUUAUUUGAUACCGGUGCAGAUUUUAGUUUUAUACCUUUAGAAUUUAAAGAUAUGCUUGGACUAAAUUCAACUAAACUAGAUUUUCCAUUCACUAUCGAAUUAGCGAAUGGAAAGGUGAUUGAAUCCAAUAACAUUAUUAAAGGAUGCUCCUUGGAGUUAGGAGGACGAAAAUUCAAAAUUGACCUAAUGCCCGUUCAACUAGGUAGUUUUGAUAUUGUAGUUGGAAUGGAUUGGUUAUCUACCAACCAAGCCAAAGUCGUGUGUUACGACAAAAUCAUUUGA